This is a messenger RNA of Athalia rosae (coleseed sawfly), 3000 nucleotides long. It is a transcript of the gene Pus7, whose product is annotated as pseudouridylate synthase 7 homolog. The transcript is spliced from 5 exons. Lineage: Eukaryota; Metazoa; Arthropoda; Insecta; Hymenoptera; Athaliidae. The record is from RefSeq and is a predicted model, not a curated record. Gene Ontology annotation, cellular component: nucleus. Gene Ontology annotation, biological process: pseudouridine synthesis. Gene Ontology annotation, molecular function: pseudouridine synthase activity; RNA binding. The coding region runs from base 228 to 2978 and encodes 916 amino acids.
ACACGACCCGGUGAGAAUAGCAUAGAACACGUUAUAAAACAUAACCUUGGUCACCGUUCUCCAUUCGUGUAUUGAUACGGUAUUGAAAAGGCAAUAAAAUAACUCCCCUAGAUUAAUCAGUAAAUGCAGACUUAGUCGUACAAAGUAAAGAAAAUCAUCUGGGAUAGAACUGUGAUGUAGUGAGUACUUAAAGUUGAUAAAAUUGAUAAAAUUAUAUAAAAAGAAUUAUGUCAGGACGGGAAGACAAUAAACGUGUCGGUAGCGGUAACCGUGAUGGAAAUAAUUCUGUCAGUGGAGGAAGAAGUGGUUAUUUCAGGGGCGAUGAUCGUUAUGCCAAUGGAAGUGGGAAUCGCUCUUUUUCCAGGGGUGGAUAUUACGGAGGUGGUGGCGAUGGUUGGGGUCGACGUGGAGGUGGAGGGCAUCGUGGGUAUCGGGGUGGAGGAUUUCGGGGAGGAAACCAGAACAGAAGAGGAGGAUACAAAAGAAACCAAAGAAAUGAAGACAAUGAUGGGAAAAGAGCUAAAAUGGAAGUUGGAAAUCGGCUGAAAGAAGUUGAUACAGGAGUAACAGAAUUUGUCGGAGACCACAAAGGAUUCUCUGGUAUUGUUAAGGAAAGAUAUGCCGAUUUUCAUGUCAAUGAAAUAACUUUGGAUGGUAAAAUUGCCAAGCUCACAAACCAAACCAUACCUCCAGAACCAGUAGAGCUUGAAAACAUGGAAGAUCUGAAGAAAGGAAUUCCCUCAACUGUCUGGGAACAGUUGGAAACCCUGAUCGAAACCGACAGUUCGGUUUCCUCGGUGGAAAUCGAUGUCACAAAUAUGAGUAAAGACGAGCGACGAGCAAUUCAUACUCUGGCUAAGAAGAUACCGAAUACUAUUAGUCAGACUGCUGAACGUGGAGAAACAAAAGUCAUUGUAGUUGCUAAAGCUAAUAAACGGAAGCUUAGUGGACUCGAGUUUCGCCGAGAUCAGAGAGUCGAUUGGAGCCGUCGUGGUGGAGAUUAUUGUCAUUUCCUGUUACAUAAAGUAAAUUUGGAUACCAUGGAUGCUCUGAAUCAACUGGCAAUAAGCCUAAGGGUGAAACCUAACAUGUUCAAUUAUGCAGGGACCAAAGAUCGGAGGGCUAGAACCACACAGUGGGUUAGUUUGAAGAAGAUUAAUCCUGUUGAUAUUGCUGCAGCGGGUAGAUCAGUCAGAGGUGCUUUUGUUGGGAAUUUCAAGUUCUCUGAUGAGCCACUCAAACUUGGAAUGCUAAGCGGAAACCGAUUUAGGAUUGCAUUGAGAAGCGUCACUGGAUCUGAUGAAGAAAUUGAAAAAGCUAUGACCACACUAAGGGACAAUGGGUUUAUAAACUAUUACGGUCUCCAAAGGUUUGGAACAGUAGCUGUCAUUCCAACACAUGAAAUUGGUAAAACUCUACUGCAGGGCAAAUGGGAUGAAGCGAUCAAUUUGAUUCUAAAACCUCGACCUGGUGAACAGCAAAAAGAUCUUUUUGAGGCUAGAAAGAUUUACCAAACAACUAAAGACGCUCAUGCCGCAUACCAACGUAUCGGCAGACCCGAUAAAAUUGAGGCAAAACUUCUCUGGGGUCUCCAUGUUUGUGGAGAACACAAUCCUCAGGGAGCCUUAGACUCGGUUCCUAGAAACACCAGUCUGAUGUAUAUUCAUGCCUACCAAAGUUUAAUUUGGAAUAUGAUGGUUUCUAAAAGAAUCAGAGAAUUGGGCCGAAAACCUGUAGUCGGUGAUCUGGUUUAUGAGAAUCCAAAUAGCACAGGAGAUACCGAAAGAUUAGAAUAUGGUCAGGAUAAUGAAGAAGAUAACGCAAAUAUCAAGAAGGAUGUGAUCCCAAAUGAAGCUGCAGGUCUCAAAGACGAUGGUGAAUUAGUAGACAAGAAACAAGUGAUAAUAACAGAAAAUAAAGAAAUUGAAAAUGACAAAGAAAAGCAAACCAAAACUGCGGCCGAAGAUGCACAAAUGGAAACGGAGAUUGCCAAUGAUGUACAAAUACUAAAUGCUGUGGCAGAAGUAGAUAUUGAACCUGCAGUCAUUGAUAACGAGAACAACAUUAAUGCUGUCAAAAUAGAAACCAUUGCCAAAGAACUUACAAACAAUGUAAAGAAAGAUCAAAACACAGCAGCGCUAGACAAAGAAGAUUUACGCAGUCUUCCACCUGUAAGAAUUCUGACAGAAGAAGACUUGCCUAAUUAUACAAUUGCUGAUGUUAUUAUGCCGCAACCUGGAUGGAGGGUCACUUACCCGACGUAUGCCAAGCCGUGGUUUGAAGAGAUCCUUGCCAAGGAUGGCUUAACAACAGAUCUCAGACAAAAAAACCGAAAAUACAGUUUGGGGGGAGCUUACCGAAAAAUGUUGGAAAUCCCAUCCGAUAUGACCUGGCGAGUUAUGCACUACAAUGAUAGAAACGACGAGCUGAUCCUUUGUGAUCUUGAUGAAAUGAGAGGCCUUCCACAACCAAAAGAUGACCCAGAGGGCAAGUACAAGGCAAUCAUUAUUGAGAUGUCACUAAAAUCAAGUACGUACGCAACAAUGGCGUUGCGUGAGAUCUUGAAAUGUGACACAUCGCCGCAAACGCAGGCUGCUCAAUCUGCUGCAAACAAGGCUCAAGAGGAAGAGGAAAAGAGAACAGAGUUAGAGGAUGAAGAGAAAGACAUACCUGAAGAAACUAAAGAUAUAAAAGAUGAAGUAGCUAACUUUGAGAGUAAUGAAACAGAGAUGAAUAAAAUCCGUGUGGUUGAACCUAUUAACGCAGAAGAAGUUGAAGAUAAUGUAGCGGCGGCGAAGACAAAACCGGCAAUCGAUGUCGUCAAACCUGAACAAGUUACCGCGACUACAGCUGAAGAACAAAAAAAUGGAACAGAAACAGAAGAAAUGGAUACUACCGAAGACGGCGAAAACAACGAUACAAUCAAAGAAAAAGACCCAAUAAUCUCUGAUCUCACUGUAUGUACAACUAAGUCUUAAUAAACUUGUAAAAAUCUUGUAA